Physella acuta is the source of this 611-nucleotide messenger RNA. RefSeq lists its product as uncharacterized. Gene Ontology annotation, molecular function: oxidoreductase activity; copper ion binding. Gene Ontology annotation, cellular component: plasma membrane. Gene Ontology annotation, biological process: iron ion transport. Lineage: Eukaryota; Metazoa; Mollusca; Gastropoda; Physidae. The record is from RefSeq and is a predicted model, not a curated record.
GAACGUUCCCAGGUUGAUAUGCCUAUAGCUUCACAGAAUCGACAGCUAAACAAAAUCCAGUUCAGCCUACCCUCGUCUCCGCCUUUGACGCAGUGGAAUGAUAUAGACGAGUCAACCUUCUGCAAUGCUACGACCCUUCAAGGUCAAGACUGCACACACCAGCUGUGCGCAUGCGUGCACGUGGUCAGCGUAGCCACGGGUCAGCUGGUCGAGAUGGUAUUCGUCAACGAGGGGAUGGGGGAGCUGACGGGCGUGCAUCCGGUACACCUGCAUGGCUACUCUUUCCGGGUCGUCGCCAUGGGGUUGAUAAAUAGCAACGCCACAGUGUACGACGUGGAGGCAAUGGACAAUGCAGGGGAGAUAACAAGAAGAACUAAAUUCGCUCCUUUAAAAGACACAGUUAUCGUUCCUCCGAGCGGCUAUACAAUUGUUAGAUUCAAGGCAGAUAACCCAGGUGUGUGGAUGCUACAUUGUCACUUCGAGUUUCACGUGGUCGAGGGGAUGGCCUUGUUGCUCAAAGUGGGUCAGCCCGAGGAGUGGGCACGUGCACCAGAGGGGUUCCCAAAAUGUGGACACUGGAACAUUCAAUAAAAUGAACUUUUAAAAAAAAA